Paramecium tetraurelia is the source of this 1740-nucleotide messenger RNA. RefSeq lists its product as uncharacterized. Gene Ontology annotation, molecular function: ATP binding; calcium-dependent protein serine/threonine kinase activity; calcium/calmodulin-dependent protein kinase activity. The record is from RefSeq and is a predicted model, not a curated record. NCBI's taxonomy places the organism in Eukaryota, Ciliophora, Oligohymenophorea, Peniculida, Parameciidae. Gene Ontology annotation, biological process: peptidyl-serine phosphorylation; protein autophosphorylation; intracellular signal transduction. Gene Ontology annotation, cellular component: cytoplasm; nucleus. The transcript is spliced from 8 exons.
AUGGGAAGUAAAUGUUGUCGAGACGAUAGUAUACAAAUAAAAGAUGAAAUAUAAACAGCUUAGUAUCCAGAUGCAACUCUGCCACUCGGUCCAAAAUAAAAAGAAUCACUUUCACAAUAAGGAAGCAAAAAUUCUCAAGUAUAAGAAAUAUUGGUUCCUAUUGACAAAAAGUAGAAUGAAUAUGAGUUAGGGAGUGAAAUUCAUGUGGAUAAGGAAUAAAAGCAAGUUGCUACUGUGGUUUAGGAAUAAUAAUAAAAAAUCGAAGAGAUAGUUUAGUCUCAAAAAAUGACCACUGAAUAGAUUAAAAAAGAAGUACAGAGCUAAAAUCAGGAAGACAAUUGUGCUAAAUCGAUGGGAAAAAAAAUAAAAUUAGGCGUUGAGACAUUUGUGCAAUCGAAAGUGGGAUCAAUUGGGACACAUUACAAUUUUGGAAAGGUUUUAGGAUAAGGGGCCUUCGGUAAAGUUUGGAAGGUAACCCAUAAAACAACUGGUCUGGUUCGAGCGAUAAAAUAAAUUAAAAAGAACUCCUUAAUCAAAGAGGAAGAAUCAAGAUUGUUCUCUGAGAUGAAUAUUUUGAAGAACUUAGACCAUCCACAUAUAGUAAAACUAUUUGAAUUGUUUCAAGAUGAGAAUAAUUAUUACUUAGUAACUGAAUAUCUAUCGGGGGGAGAACUGUUUGAUAGGAUAAAAAAGAUGUCCUCAUUUAGCGAGAGUAUUGCAGCAGAUUACAUUAGAUAAAUUCUAUUGGCAACAGUGCAUUGUCAUGAAAAAAAAAUUGUUCAUAGAGAUUUAAAACCAGAAAACAUUAUAUUUAUAAGUGAAGACCCUAAAUCCCAACUAAAAGUCAUUGAUUUCGGAACGUCAAGAAAGUUUGACAAUCAAAAAGCAAUGAGUAAAAGACUUGGAACACCCUAUUAUAUAGCCCCUGAAGUUUUGGGUCAUUCCUAUACAGAAAAAUGUGACAUCUGGUCAUGUGGUGUCAUAUUAUAUAUUUUGUUAUGUGGCUAUCCUCCAUUUGUUGGUAAAACAGAAAAUCAAAUUUUAGAGAGAGUUAAAAUUGGUAAAUUCACAUUUGAUCCUGAGGAUUGGGACUCCAUUUCAAAAGAAGCUAAGGAAUUUAUUACCAAAUUAUUGAGAAUGGAUCCUAACAAAAGAUUAUCAGCCAAAUAAGCUUUAGAGGAUCCUUGGCUUGCUAAGUACGCUCCUUCAACCUAAGUCAAUCGAAAGGUUCUCGAUAACAUUCGUUAAUUUUAAGCAUAAACAGUAUUGAAAUAAGCAUUAAUGUCUUACAUGAUUACACAAAUGUCUACUUAAAAAGAAAUUUAAGAGUUACAAAAAGAGUUUCAAAGAUUAGAUAUCAACAAUGAUGGAUUCCUAUCAAAAGAUGAAUUUCUUAAAGGUUAUUUAUCUAUUUAAAAUGAUCUCAAAUUGGCUGAAGAAGAAGUCGAAAAAAUACUGGAGAAGAUUGAUAUCAAUUAAUCAGGUUUGAUCGAUUUUUCAGAGUUUUGCAUGGCAGCUAUGAAUUAAGAAAAGCUGCUUUCCGUUUCAAGAGUUGAAUAAGCAUUCAAAAUAUUUGAUUAGAAUGGAGAUGGAUUUAUCUCAAAAAAAGAACUAGAAAUUGUAAUGGGAGACUUAGGAGAUGAUGUAUGGAGUUAGAUACUUAGUGAUUGUGAUAAUAAUGGAGAUGGAUAGAUAUCAUACGAAGAAUUUGUAAAGAUGCUCUAGAAUAAAAAACUUUGA